UGUUCUGCUUUUACUUCUCAGUUCUUUAACGCAAUUUGCCUUGUUCAGUUGUUAUUCGAAAUGCCACUCAAGUUGUAUGCAGUAUCUGAUGGUCCCCCAUCUUUGGCCGUGAGAAUGGCUUUGAAGUAUUUGAAUAUCAAUUACGAACUUAUCAAUGUGGACUUCUGUAAAGGAGAACACCUAACUGAUGAGUACGGAAAGAAAAAUCCACAGAAGGAAAUUCCCGUAUUGGAUGAUGAUGGAUUUUUCUUGGGCGAAAGCAAUGCCAUCCUGCAGUACUUGGUGGACCAGUAUGGAAAAUCGGACGAGUUAUACCCCAAAGAACCCAAAGCUCGUGCGAUCGUCAAUCACCGAUUAUGCUUCAACUUGGCUUUUUAUUACAGCAGAAUAAUGCGACACGCAUUGGCGCCCAUGUUCUUUGACUAUCAGCGUACCCCUUUAACCCAAAAAAUGCUAGAAAUGGCAUUGGACGCUUUUAAUAUCUACUUACAACAGCUUGGAACGAAGUACGCUGCUGCAGAUCACGUUACAAUUGCUGACUUUCAAUUAAUCACCGCGACGUUGUGUCUCGAGGCAAUCAAUUUCGACAUCAGCGGAUAUCCACUAGUGGCGAAAUGGUAUGCCACAUUUAAAGAAGACCAUCCGGAUUUAUGGGCAAUAGCAGCGGGUGGUAUGGCGGAAUUGGUAGAAUUUGAAAAAAAUCCUCCAGACCUGGGACACUUAAACCACCCCUUCCACCCUGUGCGAAAAUAACGUGGGGGUCAUUUUUUUGUAUUUUGCUAAUAAAGCGAAUGCGUUUAAAUAAACAUAUGAAUCCGC
This is a messenger RNA of Photinus pyralis (common eastern firefly), 819 nucleotides long. RefSeq names its product glutathione S-transferase 1-1 (gene gfzf). Lineage: Eukaryota; Metazoa; Arthropoda; Insecta; Coleoptera; Lampyridae. The transcript is spliced from 5 exons. The coding region runs from base 61 to 753 and encodes 230 amino acids. Gene Ontology annotation, biological process: glutathione metabolic process. Gene Ontology annotation, molecular function: glutathione transferase activity. The record is from RefSeq and is a predicted model, not a curated record.